UCGGCGGGGCUUCUCUUCGCUGGGUCUCUGCCCGCCCUUGCGGGAGGGGAGGGGAGGCGGGGAAGCGAGCGGAGCGCCUUCCCUCCUUUCCUCACAUGACUGCGGGCGAAGGGACAGGCAUGGAGGGGCAGCCGCCCGCGGACCCCGGCGCCUCAGAUUUGGCAAAACCUUUGAUAAGCGACUGGAGGGACUCUGAAGAGCCACUGAUGCAGGCACCCCCGGGAAAUCCACUGGUAAUUACCCACACCCUGCCAGAGCUGCUGGGCAAAGAUACAGUACAGGUGGAGCUGAUCCCUGAGAAGAAAGGCCUGUUUCUGAAACAUGUGGAGUACGAAGUUUCCAGCAAGCGUUUCAAGUGCUCUGUGUACAGACGGUAUAAUGACUUUGUGGUCUUUCACGAGACACUCCUUCAGAAGUUCCCAUAUCGGAUGGUCCCGGCUCUUCCACCCAAAAGAAUGCUAGGAGCGGACCGAGAGUUCAUUGAGGCGAGGCGGCGAGCAUUGAAGCGUUUCAUCAAUUUGGUGGCCCGGCACCCUCCAUUCUCAGAAGAUGUCCUUCUCAAGCUCUUUCUCUCCUUCAGUGGGUCGGAUGUGCAGAACAAACUGAAGGAACUGGUCCAGGGCGUGGGGGAUGAAUUCAUGAUCUGCAAGUUGGCAACCCAAGCCAAGGAUUUCCUGCCUGCUGACAUCCAGAUCCAGUUUGCGGCCAGCCGGGAGCUGAUCCGAAACAUCUACAACAGCUUUUACAAGCUGAGGGACCGGGCGGAACGGAUCGCUUCCCGAGCGGUCGACAACGCUGCCGACCUUCUCAUAUUCGGGAAGGAGCUGAGUGCUUUGGGCUCCGACACAACCCCACUUCCUUCGUGGGCUGCUCUGAAUAGUAGCGCUUGGGGGAAUCUCAAGCAAGCCCUGAAAGGCCUCUCCGUCGAAUUUGCACUACUUGCGGACAAAGCAGUUCAACAGGGUAAACAGGAAGAGAAUGAUGUGGUGGAGAAGCUGAAUCUUUUCCUGGACUUGCUGCAGUCCUAUAAAGACCUAUGCGAGAGGCACGAGAAGGGUGUCUUGCACAAGCACCAGAGGGCCUUGCAGAAGUACAGUCUGAUGAAGAGGCAGAUGAUGAGCGCUGCAGUCCAGAACAAGGAACCAGAGUCGGUGGAGCAACUGGAGUCCCGCAUCGUGGAGCAAGAGAACGCCAUCCUGACAAUGGAGCUGCGGAAUUAUUUCUCCCUCUAUUGCCUGCACCAAGAGACCCAACUCAUCCACAUUUACCUGCCAGUCACCUCUCACAUCCUGGGGGCUUUCGUCAACUCCCAGAUCCAAGGCCAUAAAGAGAUGAGCAAAGUCUGGAAUGAACUGAAACCCAAACUGAGCUGCCUCUUUGUCGGACCCAGCAACACACCAAUGCCAUCCUUCCCACCCCAGGAGGGCACCUUCUUUUCUAGUUAAUGCUUUAGGAGGGUGGGGUAGGGCAGUCAGGAGAGGGAAGAGCCUAUGGGGGACUUGCACAUACAGUCAAAGGAAUCCUCCCAUUGGCUAGAUUUGUACUUUAUUAUUAAUAUUUUUGCUGCUUUGAAGUGCUCUGUGUUUGAUGGGCUGCCUGGAAAUGUGACCAUGCAAAGAGAGAGUGCUAUCCUAAGUAGAGUUACUCUAGUCUAAGCCUAUUGAAAUCAGUGGGCUUAGGCUGGAGUAAUUCUUGUUUAGGAUUGCACUGAGAAUCUUGCUUUCCUUUUAUUGUUUUGGCUUUCAUGCUGAAAUGCUGAGGGAUGGGACCAUACCUUUCUCCUGAGUUUUCUGUUGCUAUUGUCCUUAAUCCCGCUGUUUUAAUAUACCUGUCGAUUUCUGUCUUUUGGAAUCCCCACCUGUGAACGAGGAAGGGAGUGAGCAAGCACAGAGCCAAAUCUGGCCCUGAGCUCCCUGCUGCUUACCAGCCCAGAAGCCAAAAUAUGGGGCUAGGAGGGCAUGUAGUGUUGAUGUAGUCUUAGGGAACCCCAGUUGGCUAUAGGGUGUGGCCUCCUUUCUUCUUAAAUAAGCCCUUCAUUUAAACAAAUUGCUGACACAGGGUUUGGAACGUGAUGGGCAUCCUGCAUCAUCAACUGGUGUACAUCAAAUGUUUUGCACAGAUUUAAGCUGGAGGGGAAGGGAGGGGGGUUCAUUGUACACAUUCCUGGAAAGGCUGUGGUUGAUGGGCACUUAAGUGUUGUUCAGCAACCUCUACAAAGUAGAAGCGUGUGUGGCUGUCAUGGAUGCCUGGAUCUCCUGCAUCAAAAUACAACAUAAGAGUGUUGCUUUUUGAAUAAGCUGAAAGAUUUCCAGCCAAGGCAUCAGAGUUGCCUUCUUCCUUUUCUACACUUGGAGAAUGCUACAAAACAUAGGUAGGAAGGAAGAGUACGAGGAUUCCUUCCUUGGUCCUCAAACCUUUACCACUGAAUGGAGUUGUAAGGAAAGGGAAUCUUAAAGGAACUUUUUGGAGUGUGUGUGCGCGUGCGUGCACAUAGUGGGUGGUGGUAAUAAAUGAUCGCAAUUCUAGUGGAUGGAACUGGAAACAUAGAAGUAACCCUUCACUGGAGAAGGUCUGAAUAUCUUCACAUGAUACAGCGUGAUUGACAUCAGAGGUAUUUGCACCCAGCCAUCCUUCUUCUUGAAGGAGGCAGCUUAUUAAACCGAAAAAUGGCAGUGGAGACAGAUGCCACAUUUUAAGAAGUGGGAAAGCUGGUCUGGAAACAGUGCAUUCAGUUCACAAAGUACCUCUUCAUAACCAGGGUCAAAGUUUGGAGGCAGGGGGAGACGUGCUCUGCAGAUUUGCAGCGAAAGCCUGUUUGUGAUUGUUGGGUUUCCUCUAUGUUGUCACCAAGGUAUUACUCCCCACCCGCCCUCCAAAGUCCCUACAGUGGGCUUUAAAAAAGGGAUGAAGGAUAAAUGAACAAUAUAUUGCACUUCGAAACAAUAGUGACCCUCUCAAAGCAUGGGAGAGAGGAUCUGACAGCUGGAACGGAGUUCAGUGUGCCGAGUGACAUGUCUGUUGUGCAAAUUGCUUGCAUUGGAAGUGAAGAACUGACUAUGACUUGCUACUUUACUCCCAUCUUCACCCAUAGGAUGUUCUAAUGUGAGUUGUCAUAUUAGGCAGCGAGGGGUGGGGGUGGGUAUCUAGGUUGCUGGGACUGUACCUUAAAGUGGAACAGUGUCAUGCCUAUACAAGUAAGCUGGCUGUGGGUGUUAGUGAUGUAAGUUUUCAAAGUGCCAUCUCUGGGCAUGAAGCCCCUUUCUAAACUCCAGGGAUCUGGAGCCUCUUCCUUCCUCCCGCCUUCUUCUUCUACAUCCCUUUUCCCCACCCUUAUAUUCAUAAAGAAGGGUGGAGACUCAGCUCAGCACAAGAACCAAAGUGUUGCGAGCUGGGAUCGUUGGAAUGGGGUUAGGCAGAUUCGCGGAGGUCUAACAGUGGCAGCAAACCUCCGAAUCGCAGUGCAGGGAGUCAAGGUUAGGGGGAAAGCUCUGGCCCCUGUGCCGUUUUUGAUUCUCCAGGGUUAGCUGCUCUGUGAAUUAGAACGGUGAAGUAGUUGGACCGUUGGUGCAGUCCAGCAGGGCUGCUCUUUGCGUUCUUUUGUUCCUUCUGUAGGAAUAGAUCGGUGCUUCUCCUGCCCCACUCCCAGGGGUUGUGCUAAAACACACCAGUAGUGUAAUCUUGCUCAAACCAGCUCAGUGGUCCAUAUAGUGAAAUUUUUCUCUGUGGAGAAACCAACUUUUUUCCUUUGUAUGUUAACACAACAUACAUUUUUGGGAACUUUUAUAGCACGGGUUUGAAAAUACUAACUUCCCCCCCUUGUCUACAGCAACAAGGAUUAUUUUGUGCAGGUUUUUUUUUUUUAAGAGGGGGGAAAACCCUUUGCAGCUAAGGAAAUAAAUUCUUUAGGAGCUGGGUGUGGCAAAGCCCUUCUCCAUUUAAAGAAAUGGCAUCUUUGUAGCUGUGUGGGCAUCAAACCAAAUAUGUCUGUCAUGUUGUGUUCAUGCCCCUCAGGUCUCUGACCUGUUGCUGGAGAGAGAGAGCAAGAAGUAGCAGGGUUGAUUUUCUUGGGAUCUGGGCCUAUAGUGAAGCAAAGGGACUUAGCGUCUGCCCUGAAUGCAUUUUGUAAGCAAUAAAUAAAACAAUGCAGCAAGACUAAUAAAUUGGGUAACUCUUCCCCAACUUAAUUGUGCCCUCCCAUGGAAGAACUGGCCUGGAAGGGAAUGAUGGGAAGUUUCAGGGCCUUUUGGGAAGAGAAUGCCAUGUGUGGUGACCUACCCUUGGAGAGGAUACAAGUCUCUCCAAGGAUGCUUUCCACAAACCUUGUUUCUGUAAAGACUCCACUGCCUUAAAUGUAAUAGUCUCAGGUCAAGCAGCCUGAAUUGAACCUGAAUGCGGAUAAAGAGACCCAUUCUUUGGAGUUUAAGGCUCCAUUCAUUGGAAAGUUGGUGCUUUUUCAUUCAACGGGAUUUGUUUCCAAGUAAGCCUGUAUAAUGUUAGACUACAAGGCUGUGACACUCUUCAUGUAUGUUCUGAAGAAAACCAACUGAGCUCAAUGGGGUUUAUACCUAUCCGUGUAGGCUUGUAGUGUUAGCAAGAAACAAGCCCCCCCCCACUUGUAUUACUUGCGCAAACUUCCAAUAAAUGUGUGUAAGACUGAGGUCAAAGACCUUGCUUUUCUCUGCUUUGCCUACCAAGAAAGGGCAGGUGUACAUUAUUAGCCAGAAAAUGCUGUUUCUGAUGGCCCAGUCCCUGUAGCUUUGGAGGUGUUUAUUUCCCUUUCUUUUGUAAGAAACCAAAUUUUGGAAUAUCCAAGUUUUCUAACUUGGUGCUUCUUCCCCCAGUGCUUUGCACAAAUAGAGCCAUGUGUUUGGGUUUUUUUUAUUUGACAAAGCACUUUAUCAAACUGCAGGAAUUAGAGAAUUUAUGGCUACAGCUGGAAGAUAAAAUGUUUACAAAUUUUAUGACACCCCACGAAUUCUAUCAACAAAUGUUACAAAAAAUGUAUUUGUAUUCAUAAAACUUCUAUUAAAAAAGUUUAUUUCA
This is a messenger RNA of Eublepharis macularius, 5043 nucleotides long. RefSeq names its product sorting nexin 8 (gene SNX8). Gene Ontology annotation, biological process: retrograde transport, endosome to Golgi. NCBI's taxonomy places the organism in Eukaryota, Metazoa, Chordata, Lepidosauria, Squamata, Eublepharidae. Bases 96 to 1445 code for a protein of 449 amino acids. The record is from RefSeq and is a predicted model, not a curated record. Gene Ontology annotation, molecular function: phosphatidylinositol binding. The transcript has 11 exons.